Molecule: messenger RNA, 444 nt
Organism: Entrophospora sp. SA101
Lineage: Eukaryota; Fungi; Glomeromycota; Glomeromycetes; Entrophosporales; Entrophosporaceae
Source: the annotation of a GenBank genome assembly
AUGAAAACAUUAAGAAAAGCUGAGAUGUUUAAAAAAGAUCAAUUGGCACAUGUGAGAUCUGAACGUGAUGUUUUAGCCGAAUGCGAUUCUCCUUGGGUAGUUCAAUUAUACUACUCAUUCCAAGAUCCUUCGUAUCUCUAUCUUAUCAUGGAAUUCUUGCCUGGUGGAGAUUUAAUGACUAUGCUUAUACAACAUGACACAUUUCGCGAAGACAUAACGCGUUUCUAUAUUGCUGAAUGUGUAUUGGCUAUCGAGGCUAUUCACAAAUUAGAUUUCAUUCAUAGAGAUAUUAAGCCAGAUAAUAUAUUAAUUGAUAAGAAUGGUCAUAUAAAAUUAUCUGAUUUCGGACUUUCCACCGAUAUUUUAUCGGGAUUGGUUGAUUCAGAUAAUUACAAGUGCAAUAAUGGUGGUAAAAUAAUGGUAAAUGAUAACAGUGAUGGUUAA